AUGAACGCCACUACGCUGAUGCUCAUCGUCCUCGCGAUUGCCUCCCUCCUAUCAUGGAUUGUCCGAUAUCGCUUCCUCAAUAUGUAUGCUCGACUGCCAUCCGAACCUCAAAGGAAAGAGCCUCAGCUCGACCUCUUCCCCGAUACGCAAGAAGGCGACUCGAAGCCUGGGCUGGCAAAUUAUCUCGAUGAGUUUCUGAGCGCGAUCAAAGUGUUUGGGUAUCUCGAACGUCCUGUCUUCCACGAACUUACGCGUACAAUGCAGACGAGAAAGCUGAUUGCUGGAGAAACCUUGCUGCUUGAGGAAGAGAAAGGAUUCUGCCUGGUAGUAGAUGGUAUGGUUCAGAUAUUUGUCAAAUCGAACAGAGAAGAGCAUGAUGGAUACUCGGGACAUCGCAAGCGAGGGAGCUUUUAUGACGGUGAGGAGGAGCAUCUUCAAGGCGGACGUCAAGGCUACCAGCUGCUCACGGAAGUGAAAAAUGGAGCACCCAUGUCCUCGCUCUUCUCAAUACUCUCAUUGUUUACUGAGAAUGUUAAGCUGCGGCACUUUGAUGACCAUGAACCAAGACCUUCCUCAGCCACUUCCAGCACAGGUUUCCCAUCAACUCCUCUUUCUACUCACGGCAGCCCAAAGGUCAACGGCGAAACAAUCAAUCUUAAAAUGGAACCUAUUCGUAGCCGAACUACUUCGACUACUGCAGCCAAUGGUGAUUUGCCGUCAGUACCACCACUGUCUCUUGAUCCUGAAUCUCGUUCCUAUCGAGGCCGGCGCUCAGAUCACGACCGGCCCAAGCCCCUCCAGCGUUCAAGCACAAAGUCUGCUCAUCCAGAUAUUGUGGCACGCGCGACUAGAGACACCACCAUUGCCAUUAUACCUGCCACGGCUUUUCAUAGACUCACUAGGGUUUAUCCAAAGGCAACGGCACAUAUCGUACAGGUGAUAUUGACUCGCCUUCAGCGCGUGACCCUUGCAACAGCCCAUCAAUAUCUCGGCCUUACUUCAGAGGUGUUACGUACUGAAAAAUACAUGAACGAAUACACCACGUACGAUCUACCAAAUCACCUAAGAGGAGCUGCUCUAGAUAGGUUGAAAGACAAGUUUGCAAAAGACAAAGAGCGUGUCUCGUCCACUGAAGAAAGCAUGGAGGGCAUCGCUUUGCACAAUCCGGGCGCAUUGACAAGGAAGCGCUCUACCUCAAGUCUCCGUAAGGCACUGAGUGGACAGACCAAAAUCUCAAGCAACCGUAACAGCUCUCCAAUGCCUGGCGCGCAACAAGCCACACGUCCCAGUCAUGAACCUGGCGUCAGCGCGGGUGAUCUACUUACAAAUAUCCAGAUUUCCAGGUUUGGGUCGAAGGCCCCUAAUGGCAACAACUUCAGGCCAGUAUCACCACCAGGAGCGGAAAGUUCCUCAAGUCCUCUGGGACGACGGGAGAGACCACACAUCAAGCCCGCGCUAGAGCCUGACAGAAUGCAAGCCCAGCGGCAAGAGUCAAAUGACGAUGAUGACGUCUUUCGACAAUCCAUCCUUGAAUGCAUAUUGAAGGCUGUUGGACUGACUGAUUCCAAAAAUGGCAUCAGACGACCAGUCGAGUCAGUCCAGCAAUCACCACGGAUGUUUUCAUAUGACAUAGAUCGGCAGAAAGCAGCUUUUUCCAACGCAUUCGGCUUCAUUGAUCCUUAUGAAGGCUCAGCGGAUGGAGACUCUGAGUCAACCCACUCAUUGGGAAAUACGCCCCUCAAUUUGCAAGAUCUCUGCCACGGAUUACGUGACGAGCUUGAAAUCGUCUACUUCCCUCAAGACGCCGUCUUGGUCGAACAAGGCGAACGAAAUCCAGGCUUGUACUAUGUGAUUGAUGGGUUUCUGGAUGUGAGUAUCCCAACUGAUGCAGCUACGGAUGAUAUGACUUUGAUGAACGGUUUCCUCAAUAACGCGGAUAACGACAACCUUCCUCCGCUACAGAGAGUUGCCACGAAUGCGAGCGCGAGAUCAACAGGCAAGCCAAAGAAACGCCAGUCCCGCAAAAGCCUCUUCAUGAUCAAACCUGGAGGUCUGGCUGGGUAUGUGGGCACUGUUUCCUCCUAUCGCUCGUUUGUCGAUGUCCGCGCAAAGACGGAUGUCUAUGUCGGCUUUCUACCUCGAGCGUCUCUAGAGCUCUUGGUAGAAAAAUAUCCUGUUGUGCUACUCACAAUGGCAAAGCGAAUGACAAGCCUUCUACCCCGAUUGAUCCUCAACAUCGACUUUGCUCUCGAAUGGGUCCAGAUCAAUGCUGGACAGGCCAUCUACCACCAAGAUGACGAGAGCGACGCGAUCUACAUCGUCUUGAAUGGGCGGCUCCGUGCAUUGCUGGAAAAGCCAAAUGGUGACAUGCGCGUUUCGGGAGAAUAUGGGCAGGGUGAAAGUAUUGGAGAACUGGAGGUAAUGACCGAGUCUCGACGAAGCGCCACCUUGCACGCAAUACGGGAUACCGAAGUCGCCAAAUUUCCAAAAAGUCUCUUCAACAGUCUUGCCCUCGAACAUCCUGGUAUCACGAUCAAGAUAUCCAAGAUCAUUGCCAAUCGAAUGCGCACGCUCAUCGAAGACCCGCUUUUCGAGCAGACCAACGAGAAAACGAAUUCGAAGGGACAUAGAACUACAUCCUCCACAAUGAAUCUACGCACUAUAGCCGUACUUCCCGUCACUGCGGGGGUGCCCGUGGUCGAGUUCGGCAGUAGAUUACUGACAGCUCUGAGUCAAAUCGGUGUAGUGAAUGGUGUGACCUCUCUCAAUCAAGCUGCUAUAUUCAACCAUCUCGGUCGGCACGCCUUUUCAAAGAUGGGAAAGCUGAAGCUCUCACAGUAUCUCGCUGAUCUAGAAGAACGAUAUGGGAUGCUGCUUUAUGUUGCGGACACCAAUGUCAACUCUCCCUGGACUCAGACUUGCAUCAGCCAAGCGGACUGCAUCCUCCUAGUUGGUCUUGCAGAGGGCUCUCCGAGUAUUGGCGAAUACGAAAGGUUUCUUUUGGGCAUGAAGACUACUGCGAGAAAGGAAUUGGUUCUCUUGCAUGUCGAGAGAUACUCGCGCCCCGGGUUGACGCGCAAGUGGCUCCGUAAUCGCAUGUGGAUCAAUGGAGGUCACUAUCACAUACAAAUGGCUUUUCGUAUCAACUCGGAACCGGUGCACCCCCAAACAAGGCGCUUUGGCAUUACUCUGAAGCAAAGGGUCCAGGUAUUACAAGCCGAGAUUCAAAAGUACACGUCUAGGCGAAUCAGGCAGACACCGCUCUACUCUGCAGAGACCCCAUUCAAGGGCGACUUUCACCGACUUGCAAGGAGAUUAUGUGGCAAGUCUGUCGGACUUGUGCUAGGUGGAGGCGGCGCGCGUGGGAUUUCCCAGAUCGGGGUCAUUCGUGCUCUGGAAGAAGCCGGCAUCCCUGUCGACAUCAUAGGAGGAACCUCAAUCGGUGCAUUUAUUGGUGCCCUCUACGCUCGCGACGCUGACGUUGUGCCCAUGUACGGCCGCGCCAAGAAGUUCGCCGGCCGGAUGGGCAGUAUGUGGCGCUUUGCUCUCGAUCUCACCUAUCCCUCUGCCUCCUACACCACUGGCCAUGAAUUCAAUCGAGGCAUCUUCAAGACCUUUGGAAACUCCCAAAUGGAAGACUUCUGGCUCGAAUUCUAUUGCAACACUACCAAUAUAUCCAAGUCCCGCAUGGAGAUCCACAACUCAGGAUACGUCUGGCGCUACAUUCGCGCGUCCAUGUCCCUCGCCGGCCUAAUCCCUCCCCUCUGCGAUGAGGGCAGCAUGCUCCUCGACGGCGGCUACGUCGACAACCUCACGGUCGCACACAUGAAGUCCCUUGGUGCUAAUGUUGUCUUUGCUAUCGAUGUCGGCUCGCUUUACGACAACAUUCACCAAACCUUCGGCGAUAGUCUCUCCGGCGCCUGGGCGUUCUGGAAUCGAUGGAAUCCUUUCUCUACCUACCCGAACCCACCUACCCUGUCCGAGAUCCAGGCGAGGCUGGCAUACGUGAGCUCUGUGGAUGCGCUGGAAAGAGCAAAGAAUACACCCGGGGUUCUUUACAUGAGACCGCCGAUUGACCCAUAUGGAACGAUGGAUUUUGGGAAAUUUGAUGAGAUUUAUCAGGUUGGGUAUCGAUAUGGGCAGGAAUAUUUGGAGAAAUUGAGGGAGCAGGGGCUGUUGCCUGUUAUGGAGGAGACGGAGGAACGGAGGCAAUUGAGAAGGACUAUGGCGCCUAGGAGGGCUAGUGUGUAA
Molecule: messenger RNA, 4251 nt
Organism: Bacidia gigantensis
Lineage: Eukaryota; Fungi; Ascomycota; Lecanoromycetes; Lecanorales; Ramalinaceae
Gene: NTE1
Product: phosphatidylcholine and lysophosphatidylcholine phospholipase
Exons: 3
Coding region: 1-4251 (1416 amino acids)
Biological process (GO): lipid metabolic process
Cellular component (GO): endoplasmic reticulum
Molecular function (GO): phosphatidylcholine lysophospholipase A1 activity
Source: RefSeq, a predicted model, not a curated record